This is a messenger RNA of Malaya genurostris, 480 nucleotides long. Its product is annotated as putative gustatory receptor 2a. The transcript has 4 exons. Gene Ontology annotation, cellular component: neuronal cell body; axon; membrane. Lineage: Eukaryota; Metazoa; Arthropoda; Insecta; Diptera; Culicidae. Gene Ontology annotation, biological process: sensory perception of taste. The record is from RefSeq and is a predicted model, not a curated record. The coding region runs from base 65 to 355 and encodes 96 amino acids.
UCUACUAGUGACGGAUUUCCUGGCCGGCCGUCACCCAAAUUAUAUUCUCACCUUAAGUUCAGUUAUGUUUCUCGGAACAAUGGGAUUUCAAUUCUAUUGCGUAGUAUUUUUCUGUGCUCAAUUCAAGAGAAGGGCUGAGGAAACCGGAAUUAUUAUAAAUGAUUUUUUCCUAGAUGACGUGGAUGUGCGUGCUGAGCUCAGUAUUGAGACAUUUUCUCUGGAAAUGCUACAUCACAACUAUAGCAUUGAAAUAUCUGGACUUUUUUCGGUGGAUUACACUCUAAUUUAUUCGGUAGCUGCAACUAUGACGCAAUAUCUUGUCAUCAUGGUUCAAUUCGCAAUGAAGGAUGUUUAGAUACCAAAAAUUCAGUCAUUUUCUGAAAUAGGUUAUUUUCCUCUUAAAAGAAAGUAACGAUUGUCUUGUGUUAGUCACCGAAACAAAUUGUAUUUGUGCUAACAGCAAAAUUAAACAAGUGAACG